AUGUCUCCGACCACGACAGGGACCACCACCGGCAUCACGGCCGAGACGAUGCUCCGGUUGUUCCCCGACAUCGACACCAGCUCCGAGGCGCUCUCUGGCCACGAUGAGGAGCAGAUCCGCUUGAUGGACGAGGUGUGCAUCGUCACCGAUGAGAACGAUGCGCCUAUCGGCAAGGCUAGCAAGAAGAUCUGCCACCUCAUGUCCAACAUUGACAAGGGCCUCCUUCACCGCGCCUUUUCCGUCUUCCUCUUCAACGAUAAGAACGAGCUCCUCCUCCAGCAGCGCGCCUCCGAGAAGAUCACAUUCCCCGACAUGUGGACCAACACCUGCUGCUCGCAUCCCCUCAGCGUCCCCAGCGAGACGGGCGCCAACCUCGAGGACGCCAUCGAGGGCGCGAAGCGUGCCGCGCAACGGAAGCUCGACCACGAGCUGGGCAUCAAGGCCGAGCAGGUCCCCGUCGACAAGUUUAAGUUCCUCACCAGGAUCCACUACAAGGCGCCCAGCGACGGCAAGUGGGGAGAGCACGAGAUCGACUACAUCCUCUUCAUCAAGGCCAACGUCGACCUGGCGCCCAGCCCGAACGAGGUGCAGGCCACGCAAUACGUCUCCCCCGAAGUGCUGAGGAAGCAGUUUGAGGACCCCUCGCUCAAGUUUACGCCGUGGUUCAAGCUGAUCUGCAACUCGAUGCUGUUUGAGUGGUGGGAGCAUCUCGAUGAGGGGCUUGAGAAGUACAUGGGCGAGAAGGAGAUCCGUCGCAUGUUGUAG
Emericellopsis cladophorae is the source of this 765-nucleotide messenger RNA. Its product is annotated as Isopentenyl-diphosphate Delta-isomerase-like protein. Gene Ontology annotation, biological process: isopentenyl diphosphate biosynthetic process; isoprenoid biosynthetic process. The transcript has 2 exons. The record is from RefSeq and is a predicted model, not a curated record. The coding region runs from base 1 to 765 and encodes 254 amino acids. NCBI's taxonomy places the organism in Eukaryota, Fungi, Ascomycota, Sordariomycetes, Hypocreales, Bionectriaceae. Gene Ontology annotation, cellular component: cytoplasm. Gene Ontology annotation, molecular function: isopentenyl-diphosphate delta-isomerase activity.